Molecule: messenger RNA, 2333 nt
Organism: Drosophila obscura
Lineage: Eukaryota; Metazoa; Arthropoda; Insecta; Diptera; Drosophilidae
Product: putative ATP-dependent RNA helicase DHX57
Exons: 6
Coding region: 132-1205 (357 amino acids)
Molecular function (GO): metal ion binding
Source: RefSeq, a predicted model, not a curated record
AAACACAGCUGAUGGGGCUGCCAGAUAGUUUCACGUUUUUGUGAAAUUGCCUUUUUAGCGGCCGCCUGCUGGAUUUUAGAUAUUUAGUUGUGAAAUUUUAAUAUUAUUUGAUUUGAGACUUGAGAGCGACCAUGGACGAUUCCUCAAGGCAGCACAUGGAAGACUUCUGCUUCAUGCGGCCACCCAGCGACGUCCGCACCACCAACGUGCCUGUUGCUACUCCCAGGUCGGUGGCGGACAACAAAUCGCGCAAAACAGAGCUGCACGUCGUACGGCUGAGCGAUGAGUCCAAGCAGAUGACCAUGGACACCUUACGGACCAUACACGGGCCGGACUUUAAGCUGGAGGACAUCAGUAAGUACAAGGACCGCGGGAGAGGCGGCCACGGUGUCAAGCAUGCCUAUUGGCAGGACCGUGGCACGCUGAUGGUGCAGAGUGUCCAGGGGGUCAGCUCCACCAGAGGCGAUGGCAGCGACGAGGAUCGCCUUCGCCGCUAUGCCCUGCUCAAGCUGGAGUGCUACGGCUUCCAUGCCGCCCACUGCCUCGAGGCCUACCAGCACUGCAGCAACGAUACGGAAGCGGCCCUGCUGCUGCUCUAUAAGCGAUAUAUGCACGUCCUCGAAAAGGAAAAGCUUAACCUUGAGCCACCCAGCGAGCAGGAGCUACUGGACAUGCGCUCCGAUGAGAAGGAAGCCCUCGAGUCCAUCUACGAUCGGACCUACGAGGAGCGUGAGUGCAAUCGGGUGUGGAAUCUCAAGUUAAAGAUCGACCACCUACUGGCCCACAGCCCCUCAGAGGUUCGAAAGGCUCGUGAGGCUGCCGCCGCAGCAGCAGCCGCCUCUGUCCAGGCAGCCCUCGACAAGAAGAAGAAGGCGCCGCAGCGGUGUCGCAACUUCGAACGCGAUGGCACCUGUAAAUACGGUCCCAAGUGUCGCUUUGCCCAUGUGCCGGCCCAGCCCGUUCUUCCUUCCACACCAAAGAAAGAUAAUCUGGAUGAGAACGACAACGAGCUGUGGUUCCAUGUGGAGGUGCGCUUUCCAUGCCAUCCAACGGCUUUAGACAUACAUACAUAUGUACAAACAAACAUACACAGAAACGCACAAAUGUACAUAGCAGCAAACGAAAGAGUGGAACAGAGCCUGAUAGAAAAUGUGUCAAAAGCGGGAAGCGAGGCGACUGCCUUCGUGUCCUCUGCCGAGAGAUAGACAACAUACAUAUACAUAUGUACAUACAAUAAUUAUAACAAAGACAAUAAUUCUAGUGCAUUUCUUUGUACAUUUGUAUUGAAUAACGUUUGUCCAUAUGUAUGUAUGUACGUAUGUACGUACCUCUCAUCUGAGGUUAAAAUGGUUGAAAUGGAAUGCAUACAUAUAAACACACCACACACGAAUAUAUAUGGCGAAUGGCAAGGCAAAGCAGAAUCUGAGGAAAUGACAGCAGCAUUCUCAGACGAGAGGACGUACCGUUCGCACAGCACUGAGAUCCUAUUCGAAGCAAAACACCUGACUUUCUCGUGUGGCGCCGCAGAACCGCAGAGAACAACCGCUCGAAAUAUCACGAAAUCGGCUGAAUAGAAGGGUUAUUAUUCUUUGAGUCGCGUUUGAAGUCGACAUGGAUUUUUUUGGACGCAAUAACGACAGUGAGAGGCUGACUCCCCUGGAGAAUUCAGAGACGGAGUUUAUUUCUGGGCAAGCUGAAUCGGAACGCAACGUCAGUUUGGUUGAAGAGCACGAGGACGAGGACGUGCAGAAGAGUACGUCUGGGCUUUCGCCGCUUGUGGAUAUCAUCCGAAAACUGUCAAAACUGUCCAGAACGAAUGAGGCACUCAGUAUGGAUCUAUCCACAGGGACUUUGACAAAACGUAUGCCCGUCAACCGUCAAAUUGAAUAUGAGCCACAGAAUUCGGGCAACAACAUGGCUGACUUAGGUCAGUUGGGUGGCGAGCAGCCGAAGGAAACUGCAAAUAAUCAGCACCAAGGCGGUUGGCAUUACGUUUUGCACCUACCAACAAUGGAUGGGGAAUCUCCCAAUAUCGACAAGCCGGUACAGUAUGAGUCUCCACUUCCGCACCCAUCGUACUUAGGAGUCACCGUUGUUGGCUGGGAGCAAGAAACCAAUUUGCCUGCUGGAUAUGAUCUGUCAAGCAUGCAGGAAAUCAAAGAUCCCAACCACUAGUCGGUACUAAACUUUUCUAUCAUAUAAUCCUUAAAACUUAUAGUAAAACAGUUCCCUGUAUGUUGCUUAUGUCCGCAUUCCACUAGACUUGACUUGAACUGACUGUUUGUUUGGUGAGACGAGAUAUAAAGCGUAUGGGAGAAGCAGUGAGUGUAAGC